CGCAUUAGUACCGCAUUCUUCUGCCCCUGUCACCCCACCUUUCUGAUGUGACAGGUAUCCGUAUCGAUGUAUUUCAGUGAAACUAUUGUUUUCCCCACUUUCCACUGAAAGUACGAGAGCAAACACUUCGCAUUGGCGUUCCCAAAGGUGCUGAGAAAAACGCCAUGAAAUUUCCCUAACCGCCAAGCUUCCAGCCUGUGGAUGCGCCCAAAAAUGGCGCCGGCGACAACGAACCGCCUGGCCCUGCCGAUUUGGACACCAGGGCAGCCUGGACGGAGGAGGACAAAGCUUCGCCUGCCCCGUUCAGUCUCUGAGCGCGGAAGGGUGACCUUCAGCCAGAUCAAGAACGUCAAGUUAAGCAUCCACUUGGGUGUUAAGGUUGUUGUCGGUUCGAGUGGCGCUCUCCACUGUGUGCUCUUGAACAAGAGGGCUUAA
Messenger RNA from Podospora pseudopauciseta, 435 nucleotides. RefSeq lists its product as uncharacterized. Bases 202 to 435 code for a protein of 77 amino acids. The record is from RefSeq and is a predicted model, not a curated record. NCBI's taxonomy places the organism in Eukaryota, Fungi, Ascomycota, Sordariomycetes, Sordariales, Podosporaceae. The transcript has 2 exons.